Pieris macdunnoughi is the source of this 1356-nucleotide messenger RNA. The record is from the annotation of a GenBank genome assembly. NCBI's taxonomy places the organism in Eukaryota, Metazoa, Arthropoda, Insecta, Lepidoptera, Pieridae.
AUGUCUUCUAAAAGUGAAAAAGAUCGAGCUAAACAGAUCCAGGAUCGAUGUCAGAACAUUCUAAUCCAAAUGUUAAAAGAUGAGGACAAUAAAUAUUGUGUAGAUUGUGACGCUAAGGGACCACGUUGGGCAUCGUGGAACCUAGGUAUAUUCUUAUGCAUAAGGUGUGCUGGUAUCCAUCGUAACCUGGGUGUUCAUAUAUCCAAGGUGAAGAGUGUCAACUUGGACUCAUGGACACCAGAACAAGUGGUAUCACUGCAACAAAUGGGCAAUUCUCGUGCAAGAGCAGUAUAUGAAGCAAAUCUGCCAGACUCCUUUAGACGGCCACAAAAUGACUCUUCACUUGAGUCAUUCAUACGGGCCAAAUACGAACAGAAGAAAUACAUUGCUAAGGAAUGGGUGCCACCACAACUUCCUAAAGUGAAUUGGGAUAAAGAGAUAGAUGAAGAAAUAGAUAGGCAAAAGAGGAAAAAGAAAGCGACCACUUCCUCUCUGGGACCAUUGCCCGCGCCAUCUGUUGAUAAAAAAUAUAACAAAUCUGACGUUAUCCCCAGUAUACCUAAACCCAAAUCGUCGGUCAGUCCCAAAUUGAGUAGAAAUACACCAGUUGAAACCAAACCGAGUAAUGGUGCAGCUGAUCUGCUGGGUUUGGACACUGCCAUACCCUCGACUAAACCAGAGCAGAAAAGUACUAACGAUGAUAUUUUCUCAAGUUUCUUCUCGGCACCAGAAAAACCGGCUGAGGUACCGCAAGAACAAAAAUCAGAUUUGAAAACAGAAGAAGAAAAUUUCUUCAAACAAUCUGCACCUACUGAGAAAGAAAAGUCUAAACUUACUAAGGAUAGCAUAUUAGCGUUAUACAGUCAAACACCUAUGAACCAGUUUAAUCCAGUACCUCAAAUGCAACAGAUUCCAGGUCAACAAAUGCAACAAAUUCCAGGUCAACAAAUGCAACAGAUUCCAGGUCAACAAAUGCAACAAAUUCCAGGUCAACAAAUGCAACAUAUACCAGGCCAACAAAUGCCAGGUCAACAAAUGCAACAAAUUCCAGGUCAACAAAUGCAACAUAUGCAAAGCCAACAACUACCCGGGCAACAACUACCUGGACAACAAAUACCAGGCCAACAACCUCCUGGCCAGUUCUAUCAGCCAUAUAUGAUGAAUGGUAUGCAAAUGAACCAAUUUCAACCAGCUAGCCAAUUUCAGUAUCAAAUGCCACCGCAGCCACAGUUCCAGACACAGCCAAACUUUUUCAACCAGCCCCUUUCGCAACAGUUCGGCAAUCUUAAUUUAGGUCAAGGUUUCCCAAACGCAUUUCCUAACCCCAAUGUUGCCAGUAAUUCGACGUGGCAAUAA